AUGCCGCCACGCUCUCUGUUAUCACUCGGACUCCCAAAAGACAUCCUCGCAGCACUUGUCCGCAACGGCUACGAGACAGUGCAAGAUCUGACAUCAGCCACUCUCGAUUCUCUAUCCAAAGACCUCAACUUGCCUCAGUCAGAGAUCGAAGCGCUGUUCGCUCAACGAUCUAUAUCGUUAUCUAGCGCGUCGUCGUCGAUAUUCGCUGCAUCCUCUUCCUCUUCCUCUUCCUCUUCCUCCUUAUCCUUAUCCUCAUCCGCUGCUGCUGCUGUAAGACCCAUCCCACCAGCACCCACCCCAUCCCUCCCACACACCCAAUCCGCCGCCGCCCUCCUCCGCACCGCACAUGCACAACGCACCUCCACGCGCUGCGCUGCGCUCGAUGCGCUUCUCCUCCUCGGCAGCAGUAGUUGUAGUAGUAGUAGCCGAGGUGGUCAGGGUGCGGAUGGUGGUGGUGGUGGUGAAGGAGCAGAACGAGGAGGCGGACUCCCGCGCGGACACAUUCUCGAGCUCUCAGGCCCGCCUGGGUCCCCGAAGGAACGCCUUGCGAUGGGUCUCGUCGCAGAGGUCGUGGGUCGAGGCGAGGAGGUCAUCUUUGUCGAUUGUCAGCAUAUGACAACGCCCGCGGUGCUCGCUCGCGCUCUAAAAGACCACCUCCCAGCGCACGACGCACAAAACGCGAUACAGCGUAUCCAGUACACGCACAUCCACGACCUCGCACAGUUCUUGUUGUUUAUAUACCAGCUGCCUGCUAUACUCGCCGCGGCGCCAAAGGUCACUUUGCUCGCUAUCACCUCCAUCUCAUUUCCCUUCCAGAACCAGAACGCGCACCUGAGCCCCGCGGAAAGGAGCGCGCAUUUUGAGCGUGUGAAGCAGGCGUUUGCGAGGGCGACGGCUGCGGGGAGGGUUAGUAUCGUGCUGACUUCGCAGCUCUCGACGAAGAUGGUACACGCGGACGGUACACAUGCGACAUUUGACACGAGUGGUGCGCGAGGGGUUAUGUUGCCCCAGCUCGCGCCUGCGUAUUUGCCAGCUGGAAAAGCGCAUAGAGUGAUGAUUUCCCUUGACGGGUUGCUUUCAGGGCAGAUGAAGAUACUCUCGAACCCUUUAUUCCCGCAUGGGAGCAAUGCGACUGUAAAUAUGAAGAUGAAGGCGGAUAUGCAGGUGGUUGUGAAAUCUUUUGUCAUUGAGGAGGGGCGUGUGGUUUAA
This is a messenger RNA of Psilocybe cubensis, 1209 nucleotides long. RefSeq lists its product as uncharacterized. The record is from RefSeq and is a predicted model, not a curated record. NCBI's taxonomy places the organism in Eukaryota, Fungi, Basidiomycota, Agaricomycetes, Agaricales, Agrocybaceae. Gene Ontology annotation, molecular function: four-way junction DNA binding; ATP binding; ATP-dependent DNA damage sensor activity. The coding region runs from base 1 to 1209 and encodes 402 amino acids. The transcript has 9 exons. Gene Ontology annotation, cellular component: Rad51B-Rad51C-Rad51D-XRCC2 complex; Rad51C-XRCC3 complex; replication fork. Gene Ontology annotation, biological process: meiotic DNA recombinase assembly; reciprocal meiotic recombination; DNA repair.